UAAGAGAAAGAAGGGUUUAGGGUUUUAAGAAAGGGAAAGCGGUAUCUCUCCCUCCUUCCCUCUCUGUUAGUCUUCCGAAUUCAUUCUCGAAAAAAUCCGCGAAAAUCUGUUAGUACCGCUCUCAAGCGUUUAGGGUUUACUUUAGCCAGUUUAUUGUUUAAGCGGUUGGAAUCUCUCUGUUAAUCUUCCGAAUUCAUUCACAAAAAUAUCUGUUAGUACCGCUCUUGAUUAACACUAUUAUUAAGCUAAUUCAAUGGAGGGAUUGAGAACUUCACAUGCGAAUUUAGUUGUAUAUAUACACCCUUCAAAAGCGAAUAAGGUGUCUCAAGCCAUUCUUCGUGAACUCAGUUCAUUGCUCUUCAAGUAUAAUGAAAUGUUUGAUGGUGUUGUUUUGGCUUAUGACGUAGGGGUUCGGAAUGAAACUGCGAGAAUUCUUCCUGGAGUCCAUCCUUUCUAUGGCGUAAAGUUGACAGCCGAACUGCUACUUUUUUCUCCAAAGCCUGGCAUGCUUGUAGAAGGGAAGGUGGUGAGGAUUGGAGAAGACUCCAUAAAUCUUGUGGUCCUUGCCUUCUCUUCUGUUUCCAUAGUACAGGAAGAUAUUCGUAAAGAUUUCAGAUAUAAAAUUAAACACGGUGAGGAAUCGUUGGCCAGUAGAUCUCACAAGCGACAUGUGAUCAAGGCUGGGAGCACAGUUCGCUUUUUAGUUAAGAGCUUUGAUGAAGAAAUACUACACAUUUCAGGAUCCCUGAUUCCAUCCCAUACUGGAGGCGUUGAUUGGUUGGAUAAAAAUGCGGAAGAAGGUUCACAAUCAGAGAGUAGGAGCAUCAAGAGAGAAAGGGAGACUAGUAAGGUAAAGGCAGGGCUUGAUUCAGGAGCCUGUAGCGAAGAUACAACUAUGAACAGUGAGCGAAGCCGGUCAAAGAAGUCAAAAAAGGGAGACUGAAAAAGUGAAAAGGCAGAGCUUGAGUCUAUUGAAGAUACAACUGUGAACAAUGAGCAAAACCGUCGAAAGAAGUUGUGAGAACUACGAGCGAGGUGUUUGUACUUUUGCUUGUCAGUUUUGUGUUAUUAGCUGUUGUAACAGCUCAUCCUAUAUAAGGAUAGACCCUUCCUUGUUCUCUCUUUAUCACAAUAAUGGAAAUCUCUCGGACACUUUUGUAUCCUUCCUAAAUUUUACAUGGUAUUGCCUGUAAAAAAACACAACUGUUGCUGUGUGCAGUGAUGCAAACUAGAUUUGGUUGGUUGGUUUGGCCUCCUGAUAUGAAUUUGCCUUUCUGG
Papaver somniferum (opium poppy) is the source of this 1278-nucleotide messenger RNA. RefSeq names its product probable DNA-directed RNA polymerase I subunit RPA43. Gene Ontology annotation, biological process: DNA-templated transcription initiation. The transcript is spliced from 6 exons. Bases 254 to 943 code for a protein of 229 amino acids. Lineage: Eukaryota; Viridiplantae; Streptophyta; Magnoliopsida; Ranunculales; Papaveraceae. Gene Ontology annotation, cellular component: RNA polymerase I complex. The record is from RefSeq and is a predicted model, not a curated record.